Messenger RNA from Penaeus chinensis, 918 nucleotides. RefSeq names its product sulfotransferase 1C4-like. Gene Ontology annotation, cellular component: cytoplasm. The record is from RefSeq and is a predicted model, not a curated record. NCBI's taxonomy places the organism in Eukaryota, Metazoa, Arthropoda, Malacostraca, Decapoda, Penaeidae. Gene Ontology annotation, biological process: sulfation. The transcript has 5 exons. The coding region runs from base 1 to 918 and encodes 305 amino acids. Gene Ontology annotation, molecular function: sulfotransferase activity.
AUGCAUUCCCAUUAUUCUUCAUCGGCCCUGCCAGCCUCCCCUUCCGCCCCCAGGUACGCCCAUUUGGCCAAGCGCUUCUACAACCUGGAGCUCCGCAGCGACGACGUGCUGGUGGCGGCCUACCCGAAGAGCGGGACGGUGUGGGUCGCGGAGGUGGUGUGGGCGCUCCUCAAUCCGCACGCCCUUGACACCCUGGAGGCGAAACCGCACCAUCAUAGAGCCACUUUGCUCGACAUGGACUUCCUACACCCCACGCGAGCUGAGGACAAUAGUCCACUCCUGCAAAGGUUUCUCUCGGAGUGUCCUGGAGGGCGCCUGGAGGACGGCAUGACCCUCCAGCUGGCCGCAGUGGCUCCGUCCCCCAGGAUCCUGAAGACACACCUUCCCAUCAAUCUUCUUAACCCCGACAUGUUGAACAUCUGCAAGGUUGUGUACGUCGCCCGCAACCCGAGGGACGUGUGCGUGUCCCUCUACCGCUUCCUCGGGAUGAUGAAGGGCGUGACAGUCCCCGUGGAGUUCAAGGACUUCGCCGAGAGCUUCAUGAGUUCGUCCCUGCACUACGGGCCGUACUGGGACCAUCUGGAGCAGGCGUGGCGCCGCAGAGAACACCCGAACCUCCACGUGGUCUUCUACGAGGACAUGAAGAAGGACGUGUUGCAGGAACUCAAGAAACUGAGUUCCUUUCUGGGUCGUAGCCUCACGGAUGACCAGCUCAGAAGCAUAGUCGAGUACACCAGCUUCGGCCGCAUGAAGGCGCGGGACGCAAAGUUCCCGGUAGUGGACCUCAACGGCAGCUUCUUCCGCAAAGGAGAGAUUGGCGACUGGAAGAACAUGGCGUCCCCUCAGCUGGAUGCCCUCAUGGACGGCUGGAUCAAGGAGAAAUCUCGGGGCAUUGACAUAACUUUCAAAUACGAAUGA